This is a messenger RNA of Babjeviella inositovora NRRL Y-12698, 515 nucleotides long. RefSeq names its product mitochondrial 37S ribosomal protein mS41. Bases 34 to 507 code for a protein of 157 amino acids. The record is from RefSeq and is a predicted model, not a curated record. Gene Ontology annotation, cellular component: mitochondrion. Lineage: Eukaryota; Fungi; Ascomycota; Pichiomycetes; Serinales. The transcript has a single exon.
AGCACUCAUCAGUCCGCACGCUGUACAAUUAAUAUGUUGUCUAGAGUGUUUUCCAAGCUCCCCCACGCCCCAAAUGUGUUGGCUAGCAGAACCUACUCCACCCACGCCCAUACCAGGACAGAGCUCAUCAAGAGACCGCGUCCGUUGACCAUCCCAGACUACCCGGUCAAGCCACCUAAGCAGCAGAUCCCUAGCAGAUUCCGUCCACAACCAAACUACCCGAAGCAGGAGUUUAGAACCUUCAAAGAUUUCUGCGCUGCUAUCGGCAGAGAUGCGGCCGAGCACGCCGAGGCGUUCGGCGACUUCCAGGAAUUCCUCAAGGCCUCCUCCGAGGAGUUGAAGCAAAAGGGCAUCGACACCAGAUUGAGAAGAUACAUGUUGAGCAUGAGACACAAUCAUUUGCAGGGCAAGCACGUGCAGGAGGUUAAGCAGAGCAAGAAGUGGCACGGCGGUGAAAGAAACAGACGUAGAUUCGAAGCAGAGCUUGAAGCCAAGAUGAGAAGGUAAGCUACGGC